This is a messenger RNA of Gregarina niphandrodes, 816 nucleotides long. RefSeq lists its product as hypothetical. The coding region runs from base 1 to 816 and encodes 271 amino acids. The record is from RefSeq and is a predicted model, not a curated record. Lineage: Eukaryota; Apicomplexa; Conoidasida; Eugregarinorida; Gregarinidae. The transcript has a single exon.
AUGACUCGCAAGUGCUGUGGAGGACAGUUCAACCGUACCCCGCACAACAGCAUGAAUACCGAACCGGAAACCAUAGUUCUGCGUUCGACUCUACCCAAACCGGCGCCCCGUUGGGCGGACUUGUCCACUCGGGCUAAGUUGGAGGCUGCACCUUCGGGUGCACCUUCGGCUGCACCUUCGCCUGCAGCAUCGGGGAAGCAGCAACUGCUUCACCCCGUGCUUCAGGUGCUCAACCAACUUGAAAGGAACCAUCCGCAAGAAUCUGAUACCAUAUCCGGUAUCAAACAACACCUCAGGUCCUAUGUGGAGCAAGAUGGUGACGCCACACCCGCCUCCAUAUUUGGUGCAAGAUCUGCACCAUCCGCUUUCAGACCACUCACUCCUCCGGACCUCGCCAGACAACUGGCUCCAACGCAGGAAGCAAGUCCCGUGAGCCUUUCGGACGUGACCUCGAUCGACCUCGACGGCCAUGAACCCAACUGGGUCAUGGAUGGUGCAGGGUGCGACGACUUUUUGGAGCCAAUCCUCAAGGUCGUUCGCAACCUCGCCUCCGUCCUCGGCAGCAGUCUUAAUAUCACCGGCCGCAAAGAGGAUAAGGCCAUCUCAGUCACACACAAUCACUCCGAGGCCGCCUCCUGCAACCCAGGCUGCUGGGCAUUCGAGAUCCCGGCCAACCACCAUGACUACAUCCCAGAAAAAUGUGCACCACAAAGGUGCCCACCCGCACCUUGCCCAAGCGCACCUACGAAAACCAACCAACUACUAAGCAACGUGCAUCCACAGGGAUACAGAACUACAGUUAGAAUACCUUUAUGA